Daldinia childiae is the source of this 1818-nucleotide messenger RNA. RefSeq names its product putative isoamyl alcohol protein. The record is from RefSeq and is a predicted model, not a curated record. The coding region runs from base 1 to 1818 and encodes 605 amino acids. Lineage: Eukaryota; Fungi; Ascomycota; Sordariomycetes; Xylariales; Hypoxylaceae. The transcript has a single exon. Gene Ontology annotation, molecular function: oxidoreductase activity; FAD binding.
AUGAAAGCAUAUACGAUAUAUUUAACUUGGUCGUUUGCUCGGAUCGUGCUCCUUGGUGAGGGGCAAAGUCAAGAGUCAUGGACUUCACUCAACAUAUCCGUAGACGGACGUCUCCAUGCAAUUCGACCAUUUGCGCUGCCAUGCUACUCGUUAUAUGACGGGAAUGAAGUCGCUAUCGAUGAAGUGGCUUGCACCGUUGUCCGAGAGGAAUAUUCUACAAAUUUAAUACGCGCUGAAAAACCCAGUGGCUAUAUGAAUCUCCAGGGUGAGAUGUGUCUAGGAGAUCCCAUGAACCAGUGUACAUUAGAUAACACGAUAGUUCCGGCAGCCCAGCCCGCUCCAGGGGCUUCGUGCAACCAAGGCAGCAUUCCUUCGUACUACAUUAAGGUCGAGAAAAUUUCGGAUAUUAUUGCAGCUCUAAACUUUACCCAGUAUCAUGGAGUCCCCUUAGUUAUUAAGAACAGCGGGCAUGAUUACAUGACUAGGAACAGCCAGAAAGGGUCAAUCGCUCUUUGGGUACACAAGUUGCAAGGCCUUACUCUCCAUAAUGACUUCAUUCCAGAGGGAUGUGGAGCAGACUUGAGGGUUGGCCGGACCAUUACCGCGGGCACCGGUGUCAGCACGGGAGAUAUUUACAAUUUCGCAUAUGAACAUGAAAGCACAUUUAUUGGUGGUUAUUCCCCGUCGGUUGCGGCUUCUGGGGGUUGGGUUCUUGGUGGUGGACACAGCGUGUUGUCACCAGUGUAUGGCCUUGGAGCUGAUCGUGUCGUUGAAUUUAAGAUCGUGACGCCUGAUGGGGUUGUUAGAAUUGCAAAUCAAUGCCAGCACGAAGAUUUGUUUUGGGCUCUGCGAGGUGGCGGUGGAGGGACAUUCGGCGUUGUGCUGGAAGCUACUCAUCGUGUUGAACCGUUAAUACCUGUCGCUGUCGCAAGCAUCAAACUACCUUCGAAUAUCACAGCAGACACAUCUAUAAAGUGGAUUGAAUUGAUGGCGCGGGAAUCCUUAGCUUGGGGUAAACAAGGAUGGGGAGGCCACGCGGGAGGCACAUAUCUGACUUACAUGAAUCCUGCACCGGGGAUAGCUAACUUAACCGACGAUGGAACUGAUGCCAGGAACUCUAUGAGAAGUGCAUCAGAAUUUGCACUUGCCCACGGGGGAGAUAGUAUGGUAGAGGUUCUCCCUAACUUUCUCGACGUGUGGAACAAAUACGUCUUACCAGGGGCUAUGACAACAGCUGGGGUCACUCGUGUGCUGGCAACGAGGCUUAUACCCCAGAAGUUAUUUAGCGACGAUGCUGGAAUUGAGAAAUUAAUGGACUUCAUAAAGACUACACAGAAGUUAGGAUUUGACCCACGGAACUUUUAUUGCCCGGCAGAUACACCCUUUGUAGUAGACAACGCGACGAAGCUGAGAAUGCGGAACAAGACGAGGGCAACAACUUCCGUCCAGCCAGCCUGGUAUAAUUCCCUCUGGGAUAUUUCUACAUCAUUAACUAUUGCCUGGAACGCGUCAUACGCCGACCGCUUGAAAAAUCUAACUGCUAUUACAAGAGGAACGCUUCUGGCGGAGGAGUUAACAGGUACCGAUGGAGGGACGUACCCGAACGAAGCGAACCCCUUCACUACGAACUGGCAAGAGUCUUGGUGGGGAGAUAACUACGAAGCUUUACUCCAAGUUAAAAGGAAGUAUGAUCCAAGGGGGCUCUUGAAGUGCUGGAAGUGUGUGGGGUUUGAAAACAAGGACAUCUUUACCGACAGAUUCAGUUGCCAGGGAAAGUUACAAGUGGAUGUCGACCGUAACGUGGCAAAUAUUGUAUGA